This is a messenger RNA of Syngnathus typhle (broad-nosed pipefish), 2831 nucleotides long. Its product is annotated as complement component C1q receptor-like. Gene Ontology annotation, biological process: cell migration. The record is from RefSeq and is a predicted model, not a curated record. Gene Ontology annotation, molecular function: calcium ion binding; extracellular matrix binding; extracellular matrix protein binding. The coding region runs from base 139 to 1236 and encodes 365 amino acids. Gene Ontology annotation, cellular component: membrane; external side of plasma membrane; extracellular matrix. The transcript has a single exon. NCBI's taxonomy places the organism in Eukaryota, Metazoa, Chordata, Actinopteri, Syngnathiformes, Syngnathidae.
GCUUGACGUUGGAAAAACUUUAUCUCUUUAUCUCAUUUCCUUCCUGCCUUGGCUUUCCUUCCGCUCCACAGUCGCUCGCCUGCAGAGCUCUUACUCCGCUCUGCGGCAGCAUUUGAAGAUGAACGACGGCGCAGCAACAUGGCCCGCUUGAAUCUCCAGGUGCUUGUGACAUUGUCUCUUCUUUGCUGGUCCUCCAUCUUUGGUACGCGGCGUGCCGCCACCUGUCGACCUCUCUGCGUCGGGAGCGAGUGCUUGCUAAUCCACCGAGACCAAGUGGAUUUCACAACGGCCCAGGAAAGAUGUCAAGCCAACAAAGGAGUGCUAAUGACACUUCAGUCAGCAGAAGAGAAACAAUUGCUCGAUAUGGCGGCGCAAGAACUUGCUGGCAACUUCUGGCUUGGACUUCAUCUGCCCGGCGACGCCUGCAGCAACCUCUCUCAUCGUAUGAGAGGCUACGAGUGGACCUCUGGCAAAGGGCACAGCGAGCGGCGGGUUCUCUCUUCCAUCGCCUGGAAAGAUAGCGUUCGAGUCUGCUCUCCGAGCUGCGUCUCACUUUCGAGAGAGAGAAAGCUCCGAGAGUGGCCGUGCUCACAUCGAAUGGACGGAUUCCUGUGCAGGACCUCCCACCAAGACGCGUGCCCGGCACAAGAAUUAUCCGACGGGACCUUUUUUCCCAGUUCCAAGGGCUGCUCGGGCGCUCCGUGCGAGCAUGUGUGCACUCCGGUAAAAGACGGCUUCAAAUGCUCUUGUUUCGGCGGAUACGCAGCGGACAGGACGGACGGCAGGCGCUGUCGAGUCCACUGCGCCGAGGAGACGUGCCCGGCCGUCUGUGAGAAAAACUCUGGCGGUGUUUGCUUCUGUCCCGACGGCUUUGUCCUAAGCGAUCAAUUGUGCGAGGACAUCGACGAGUGCUCGAUGAACGAAUGUGAGCACGAGUGUCAAAACACGUUUGGAAGUUUUGUCUGUGCCUGCAAAGAAGGUUACGUACUAAGACAUCAGGUGAAAUGUGUCAAAGCAGUCCAUGAGCCUGUCCUUAUCACCACUCCCUCUGUCAGAGGUUACGUCAAGCCUGACAACGACACGACGAAAGCUUCCACUCUUUCCGCUGCCACCUUUACUUGGCUGUGGAUUUUUGCUGCUUUGGCCGUGGUGGCCUUUAUUUGUGUGGGAAGAUUUUACGUGAUGAAGCGCCUCAAGCACAGAGAGCGGCAGAAUCUCAACCCGAGUGGCCCUUAGUGAGGCUUGAACCGAUGACAUUGAAAAAAAGAGUCACAUUUCUCCUUGAUGAGUAGAGAAAAUGAAUGGACUGUAUAUAGAGAAAGCUCCACCAGCCGCCACUGGAUGUCACUGUCUAUCUGUCUCUCAUAGAGCACCAUCUAAAAAAAAAAAAAGGUCAAGACCCAAUGAUUGUCUCACACACAGUGGGUGUGGUGACAUUUGUCUCUGCAUUUAAGCCAUUUACUGUUGUUUUCGACAAAUUCGAACUCAAAAGUUAGGAAGGUUAAGGACUCUCUACUGUCUGCACGUUGUGUAAAUAUCAUGAAUAUGAACACGCCAUUAAAUAUGGAUGUAUUGUUUCAGAUAGUUCUAUUUAAAGGUUAAAAAUGUCCAUUACCCUUCAACGGUUUGGGGUCACUUACAAAUAUCCGUAUUUUUCAAAUAAAAUCAGUAUAUAUUUUUUUUUUUCAAUGAGGGUAAUAUUCAACUAAUCAGGAGUACACUGACAAUGUGAUAAAUGUUUUUGAAUGCAAUAUCUCCAUAGGUGUAGAAAGGCCCAUUUGCAGACACCACACCUAAUUCCCCGUUGCAAUUGUGUUAGGAGGCUAAUGGAUGAUUAGAAAACCCUCGUGCAAUUAUGUUCAUGGUCAUGGAAAACACUCAAUUGUCUGGGUGACCGCAAACAUUUGAACAAUUACCAAGAAAAGGCCCAAAUGUCUGGCAGAUGACCCAGAAAGCCUGUGUGAUUUGUUCUACGUACUAAAACGUCGAGAAAACUUUGAACAGCACCCAGAACUGCUUUUUUCCAGUUACCUAAACCAGAUAAGAGCAUAUUUGAACACUAACCCCAGCUUGUAAUCAAUGACCAACUUCACGACCAGCAUACGUGAUACCUCAAGGCCACAGAUCAGUGGAGAAGAAGUCUCCAAAUAAAGACAAACUAGAACCCAGGGAAACUGUAAACCCUUGCUCUUUACAAUGCACAUACAUACAUGCACAGACAUACAUGCACAGACAUGCAUGCACAGACAGACACGGACACAGACACCGACAGACAGACAGACAGACAUGCACAGACAGACACCGACAGACACAGACACCGACAGACACAGACACAGACAGACACAGACACCGACAGACACCGACACCGACAGACAGACAGACAGACAGACAGACAGACAGACAGACAUGGACAGACAGACAUGCACAGACAGACACAGACAGACACAGACAGACACAGACAGACACAGACACCGACACAGACACCGACAGACAGACAGACAGACACACAGACAGACAGGCAUGCAUACAUUGGUCCAUGCGUAGACAUAAAGGGUAGCAGGCCAAACGAUCAUGUUUGAUUUGACUUUUUCUCAACUUUAUUGACCAUUUGAAAUGUACAAGAAAAGAGCAUAUCUGCACUACAUCCCAUACUGUGCAUAUAAACGUGGAGAUUAUACAACACGAAGUAAAAUAGAUUAUAACCAUACAGAUUAAAUGUAUUUUUAUGUCUUCAUUUGCCUACUUGUGCAUGAUGCAAUCAUCAAUUGAUGUGCCCACAUUUUUGUUUUAAAGGCAAUAAAGAUAACACUACAUUUUUGUAAAAACACAAA